UGAGGAUCUGAUGCCAAGAACUAUUCAAGGUGUAUGAGCCAUGGAUCAGAACAGCAGUGGUGGACAAUUGUUUCGACUUGAUAGCGACCUCAAUGCGAAGAUGGUGAGGACGGUCAUAGGGCAAAUGCUGGUGUGGUUCUUCAUCUGCGUCGACAUGCUCAUGCUUUUCACCUUCUUCAGUAAGCAUGCUUUCCGGAGCGAUGCACGCUACAUCCUGUUUGCUCACACCCUGCUGGGAGACUCCGUACUCCUGCUGCUCAAUGACCUGGUGGUGCUCCUUAUCCACUUCCAAGUGCUCGUACCUGUCGGUCGCUGCAUCGUGGUCUGCAUUCUCUUGGCGAUUGCCUCCAAAAACACGCCCUACACCAUCACAGCUAUGUGCCUGGAGCGCUACGUGGCCAUCUGCAUGCCGCUUAGACAUGCCAGCAUUUCCACCACCGGCAGGACCAUGGCUGCCAUCGCUGUCGUCUGGGCAUGCAGCUCCGUCAGGGUCAUGACAGAUCUCACUAUCUUCACUAUAGUGGCCCCGCCAGGUUACUUUGCCACGCCCACGCUAUGCUAUUACCAGGUCAUGCUGGUGACUGAGUGGCACCGCCUCAUGCAUGUCAUAUUUAAUCAGGUGGACUUCGGUAUUAUUAUGGUGAUCUUGCUGUUCUGCUACACCAAGAUCAUGCUGGCAGCUCAGGCUGCCUCUGGAGAGAAUAAGCAGUCUGUGUCAAAGGGGCGACGCACGCUCCUGUUCCACGGCCUGCAGCUCAUUCUGUGCAUGGCUGAACUGUGGGUCCCUUACAUAGUGGAUCUUAUAGGGGUGCAAAAUCAAAGCUUGUAUGUGCACAUCCGAUUCUUCAAUUUUAUUUCUUUUACCAUUAUCUCAAGGGCCCUGAGUCCCAUUAUCUAUGGCCUGAGGGAUGAAAAGUUUUUCCUUGCCCUGAAAUAUUACAUGAGCUGCAAGGCCCCUCUCCAGAGAAAUAUCGCAGCUUAGAACAAGCUUUUUGUAUCUUCUAGUUCUAGUCAGUUUAUACAGUAUAAAUUUAGUCUCACCAAAACUUUGGCCAGGACACUAACUGUAGUCAUGUCAGGAAUCACAGCUUUCAUUGGCCCAAGCACAAUAAAAUGGCAUUGAUCAUGCACAUUUCAUGUUUCCUCACCAGCACGACAUCAUAAACCAGCACAUUUGCGACAUACUGAGUGACAUCUCAUGGCUGUGUGUAGGGACCUUUUUCAUUCCCGUUAGCAAUGGCUUUCAAGACAAUUCGUUUCCAGCAGCAGAUUGUAGGUAAUAGUGCCAUCUGCUGAUGACAGUAAGGUAAAUGCUUUGAUUCAGCUCAGUGUUGAGGUAUACAAGUGUAUCUUCACACUUUUAACAACAAACUGUCAUGUGUAUGCUGGGUAUUUUAAAGUAUUCACUUGAAAGGACCUGAAUUUUAAUAUCUUGCAUAUUUUUGUUUUGUGUGUACCUUUUCAAUCAAAAAAUUGAAUACUUUUUAACAAUAACAAAUUAUUUUAGUGUACUUCUAGAGUGCACGCAGUGAUAUUGUGACAAUACAUGUAUGCAGUGGCAACAGAUGCGACCAUUUUGUCAGCAUGUUCCCAUUAAUAAAUACGAUCCUA
This is a messenger RNA of Anguilla anguilla (European eel), 1611 nucleotides long. RefSeq names its product odorant receptor 131-2-like. Gene Ontology annotation, molecular function: G protein-coupled receptor activity. The transcript is spliced from 2 exons. Bases 41 to 982 code for a protein of 313 amino acids. The record is from RefSeq and is a predicted model, not a curated record. Lineage: Eukaryota; Metazoa; Chordata; Actinopteri; Anguilliformes; Anguillidae. Gene Ontology annotation, cellular component: membrane. Gene Ontology annotation, biological process: G protein-coupled receptor signaling pathway.